Molecule: messenger RNA, 1518 nt
Organism: Stylonychia lemnae
Lineage: Eukaryota; Ciliophora; Spirotrichea; Sporadotrichida; Oxytrichidae
Source: the annotation of a GenBank genome assembly
AUGAGAUCUUUCAAAAUUGAUGAAGAUGAUAAUAGCCAGGAUAAUGAUACCGAAUGUCAUACUGACUUUUUGACAGCUACAUUAAACUCGCUUUAAUAUCCUACUUUUACUCAGUAAUCUAAGACAUAUGGAUCAAGUUCAAGUAAAAUUGAAUAGCAAACUCAAUGCUUUUUGGAGAAGUUUUCGCAAUCACAGAAAUUCACAAAUAUAAUUUAGAAUAAUCCGAAUGAUUAGCAGUUGAAAAAGAAAAAGAAUGAUGAUUGUUAUAGAUGGGUUCAAAACGUAACUUAUCAGUAUCAUUCGUAUAGGACUGUUGAACAUAUGAUAGCCAAUUCAAUUUAAGGCUUUCUGAUAUGGGUUCUCAAAACCUAGGGAUCUAUGUAUGAUGAGCAAAUCAUGCCUUAUUUAAAAGAUGUCUAAAAAUGUAUUAAAAAGCCUAAUGGGACAGAGUACUCAUCAGAAGCUAGAAGAAUAAUAAGAGGAAUCCUAAAUUAAAACACAAGAUUAUUUACAAAUGACAUAUGUGGGAGAUUUACACUAAAUAAUAGUGAGGAGAUUAAGAGAUACCUCAGUGAACAAAUCAUAAGAUUCACUCGACUUAGAAAAGAGACAGAAGAAAAAGAAGGCAAGCCUAUACCACCAUAUACGAAUGACAUAUCUCUGCCCUGUAAAACAGCUGAGAGAGCUGAGGUGCUAUUUGAUUUCGAGUUCACUGAAGAUGAAGAUCAAGAAUAGUAUUUGAAGUAGAUACUUGACAAUAUGAGUGAUGAUGAUUUGAGAGUCACAGAUUAAUAGCCUCAACAACAGACAAAUAACCCUGAAGAUCCUUCUUACUUCAGUAACUAAUCAACUGCAAGUAACCAACCAGCUAGUGGCAAAGCUUAACCCCUCCGAGGGCCAAAUGGAAAGAAAGUCAAUACAAAUUAUCAGUAUGACAAGGCACUAAACUUAUUCAGCUUCCUUGAAGAUAUAGUAGAUAAAAUGCCUCAACAAAGUAUAAAUAAAACUCAUCAAGAUCCAUUGCUUUUUGUAAAGGACUUGAAGGAUAAAGACUUGAUAGAGCUUUUAAACUCCAAGGAAUAGCAGAGAUUCAAGGGAAUGAUGGAAUUCUAUUCUAUUUUUAGGGACAUAAUAGCGCAUGAAAGAAUGAGUGACUUGCAUGAUAAGUAUGGCAAAAUGGCUAAAAUGGCAACGCAGCUAGAUGAAAUGUGCAAGUAAGUAAACUAUGUAGAUGAAGCAAUGAGAUUUAUUUCAACUCACAUGCUCAGAGAAACCUCCUCCUUUAUUAAAACUCCAUUCAUCGAUAACAGCCAAAAUUAAUAGCUGAUCUUUGGCACUCAACAAAAGGUGCCUGGAGGUGGCCACGUCCUUUCAUCAGGCAUUAAGAUAUUUAAUAACAAUCCUACCUCAAACGAUUAAAUAACUCAAUAAAACUCAACUAUACAUAAAGGCGGUAGAUAAUCCAAUUUCAAUUUGAAUGAUUCUAAUAAAUUUAAAGUACGUCAUUAGCAGAGAUGA